Metarhizium brunneum ARSEF 3297 is the source of this 750-nucleotide messenger RNA. RefSeq lists its product as uncharacterized. The record is from RefSeq and is a predicted model, not a curated record. NCBI's taxonomy places the organism in Eukaryota, Fungi, Ascomycota, Sordariomycetes, Hypocreales, Clavicipitaceae. Gene Ontology annotation, cellular component: DASH complex; spindle microtubule. Gene Ontology annotation, biological process: attachment of spindle microtubules to kinetochore.
AUGUCCAUCUUAUCUGGCCAUCUUGAACAAAUAUCAUACUCGUGUCAAGGAAUAGACUCCUUACCUUUCCCGCCACCAAAGCUCUUCACAAAUGCUCUCCUCUCGAACCAUGACAUCACGUCUCUGAUUAGAGACACGGAAGCUCACGAACGAGCUCUCUUUUCUGUUCCGCCGCCUCCGUCUCCAGCUACCCAGAGCCGUCGCAGCGCCGAGCCUGAAUCCAAAUCCAAGGGCAGACGCCAAACAGUUUUCAAUGUCGCAUCGGGCGAAGUAACGACCGGUCCCCCGACCCGUGCGUCCUCGAACCCUCGCCGCCACACAGCGGUCGCUGCCGUCUUGGGCGGCGAGAUGCACUCUCAGCUCCGGCGAGGAGAGACGGAUCGCAAAGGCGAUGUUGACGUUGAGAUUUUGCUACGCGGCGCGGAGAAGCUUUGCGGCGUCUAUGAGCUGCCUGGUGCGAGGGACCGCAUUUCAGCACUGCGAAACAAGCACCGCAAUGGAAAGAACACAACGGCAUACUACGAGGCCAGGGUAGCCGAACAGGCUGAGCAGCUGGCCAGCAUGAACAAGAGCUGGAUGGGCGAGGACGGAAGCGAAGAAGAUGACGCUGGGGAUGAAAGCGAGCUUUGGACGGAAGAGGACCUACGACGGGAGGAGGCCGAGGCAAAGGAGAUGGAAGCAAAGAAGAGGGAACUUCAAGCAAGGCUGCGGCAAAUGGAGAAGGAUUUAGGAGGACUUAUGGAUUUGUGA